UGAAAUCUCCAUAUCUCGGCCUCGGAAUUUGACCUGAUGGCGGGCGCGUAUAGCGUAUAGCGUCCACCCACCACCCACGUGGGAUCCUCGAAUAACACAAUCCGCUUCUUUCCGUUGUGCUUCUUACUCCACCAGCCCUCCUCUUAUACCAGACCUACGAUACUUGUGUGGUUUUCAUCAACACACCAGACAGACAGCCCACCAAGAUGGCCUUCACAAUGCACUCCCACUCGGGGCAGUUCUGCCCCGGCCACGCCAAAGACCAGCUCGAGGACAUCGUCCUCCACGCCAUAGAGCUUGGAUACAAGACCAUGGGACUCACCGAGCACAUGCCGCGUACCCAUCUCUGCGACCUCUACCCAGACGAGCUCGACCCCGACCCCAGCGGCGCCCUCGCGGCCCUGGCGCCCCGGCACGCCGCCUACCUGGCCGAGGCGCGGCGGCUGCAGGCCAAGUACGCGGGCCGCAUCGAGCUGCUGGUCGGGUUCGAAGCCGAGUUCAUCCGCGCCUCCGACUACGCGCCCUACGUGCGCGCCCUGGCCGCCGACGCCGGCGUCGACUACUUCAUCGGCUCGCUCCACCACGCCGCCGGCGGCGUGCCGCUCGACUUUGACGCCGCCCACUACCGGCGCGCCGUCGGGGCCGUCGGCGGGUCCGAGGAGUCCCUGCAGGCCGCCUACUACGACGAGCAGCUCGCCAUGCUCGAGGCCCUGCGGCCCCGCGUCGUCGGCCACUUUGACCUGGUGCGCCUGCUGAGCGCGGACCCGGGGAGGGACGUGAGCCUCUGGUCGCCGGAGCUAGUGUGGCCGCGCGCGAGGCGGAACCUGGCCUUCGUCGCGGGCUACGGCGGCUGGCUCGAGUGCAACACCAGCGCCCUGCGCAAGGGGCUCGACGAGCCCUACCCAUCGAGGCCUGUGGCCGAGGAGUGGCUACGUCUCGGCGGCAAGUUCACGUUUUCCGACGACAGCCACGGCAUCGCCCAGCUGGCAACAAACUACUCGCGCGGCCUCGACUACCUCGAGUCCCUGGGCGUCACCGAGCUCUGGACCUUUGAGAGGCGAGUGGGUAACGAUGGGUCAAAGGCCGAGAUUGUCGACAAGUGUGUGACGAUAUCCGACUUUAGAGCCUCGCUAAAGCCCGUGGGCGCGGCCAAAGUAUAGAGACAGAGGUGACAUUUCUUAGAGGCGAGACGGUAUGGCGGGCUAUCAUGACAUACGAUAGAAGCCAGACAGACCAGAGCUAGACUAGAAUUAGAAGGGAGCCAAAGUUGGCAAAUGAGCGCAGCAUGCUACGCAGAACGCCCACUUGACUCCACUCACGCCGCAACAGAGAACAGCGGCAAAGACCACGCGAUUCGAAUACACUAAUGUAUGGGGUAUCGGUAUUACACGCUUGCGCUCUAGAAAGCAGCAGGCGUCUGGAAUCUUGCAAC
Messenger RNA from Gaeumannomyces tritici R3-111a-1, 1432 nucleotides. Its product is annotated as histidinol-phosphatase. Gene Ontology annotation, molecular function: histidinol-phosphatase activity. The transcript is spliced from 3 exons. Gene Ontology annotation, cellular component: cytoplasm. The record is from RefSeq and is a predicted model, not a curated record. The coding region runs from base 207 to 1160 and encodes 317 amino acids. Gene Ontology annotation, biological process: L-histidine biosynthetic process. NCBI's taxonomy places the organism in Eukaryota, Fungi, Ascomycota, Sordariomycetes, Magnaporthales, Magnaporthaceae.